Messenger RNA from Trichoderma harzianum CBS 226.95, 446 nucleotides. RefSeq lists its product as hypothetical. The record is from RefSeq and is a predicted model, not a curated record. The transcript has a single exon. Bases 142 to 387 code for a protein of 81 amino acids. NCBI's taxonomy places the organism in Eukaryota, Fungi, Ascomycota, Sordariomycetes, Hypocreales, Hypocreaceae.
CUUAUCUGAUGACACACACAAGAGUUUUUGUUUUCAUCUUCUUUGCGCUUUCUCAUUUUCUUGGAUUACAAUUAUAUCAAAAUUCAUGGGCGGCUCAAAGGGGUUUUUUUUUUUUUUUUUUUUUUGUUUUAUUGCCUGAGAAUGGGCGUUUUGUGUUUUGCUUGCCAAAAAAAAUUGUGGUUUCUUUUUCUCAUUUCCUUUUUUCUCAUUGCGAUAAAACAUGUUGUAAAAGGGGGGACGGGGGUGGAUAAUUGGCUGAGAUUUGGGCAAAUAGGCAUGGAAUGGUUUUUUACGAGAUGGAAAACAGGAUCGAAUCUGGGUCGAAGUAGAAGGAUGGGUCGUUUGUACAUAGGAAUAAACAGCACAAGCAAACGAAAUACAAGAUAAAUAUUGAAUAAAGGAGGCUUCCUUGAAUAAUGCAAAGUGCACAAUGGCUUGGAGUACCU